UUCCGUUGGCGCGGUGGCCCGUGGCCCAGUGGAAGGGUAAGCUCCCACUCACUCGUAGUAUAGCUUAGAGCUUGCCUAUACCAACCAAGCUGUCUCGUUACCCCGUGGUGGCCAUCGUCAGUAGCAACUGCCGUCUAACCAACCCAUUGGGAGAGAAGACCGGGCUUCAGCUCGGAUUUUGUUUGUUCAGUAAGUCAUUUGGUUGGUUUGCGGUGUGGCCUUUGCUGUUGCUCGCGUUCUCUGUGUUGUCAGGACGGUCAGCACGCGACCGUACCGUGUCGGCCACCUUCGCUGCGGCGGUUGCAGUGUACUGUGCCGAAUCAAGCCAGAUCAUUAGUAACUCAGCUUCGACGGACGUGGUUGUCAGACAUCGAGUUUGGGUAAUGGCGCUUAGCUGAGAGGCUUGGAUAGCGGCCAUUGCUACAGGAUAAAAGGAAAGCCGAACAGAAGCUCAUGCAAUGAUCAACCUUCAGGGGGACAUAGCCGAACGACAUAAGUGGUGCACGCAACGGCUUAACGGAUUAUUCCAUGCUUCGAAGACUCGUCUCUAACGCCAAGCUUUCCCUCUCUCUCACUGUUAGUCAUUGCUGAGGGCGAACCUUAUAGCGCGCUUUGCUCUCGACAGCCGAAGCGGCGGCGGUAGUAGUGGCGCGGCUCUCACCUCUUAUGCUAGUCUGGAUUGGUUGGCGAGCAGUGGGCAGCCAGUGCCGUUCUCUGUCACCAACGCCACAAGAUUUCGGCGAUCGGGUCGGCCCGUCGGUCCGGAUCGGACCAGACCGCUGAUCCAGCUGGCCCACUAAAGUCGAAUCUUGGAUGGGUAGAAUGUAGAAAUGUAGAGAUCUCGCUAGCCACUCAGCGCGCUGGUGGUGCUGAUGAUGGUGUAGACUCUAUUCAUACUCGUGGUCAUCGGGUCGUCGCUAGCCGUCGUUCGCAAAUGUAACAGAACGGGUGUUGUAAAAACAUUUCUUUCGUAGUGUUGUAUGCAUUUGUUGCUGAGUCGCGACGGCUGUCCUAUUCGCGGUGGCACAGGCUACAUUUUAGGCGGUAUCACAAACCCCGACGACCAUCAAAACCGAGUGUGACCCGAACGUGACAGGGCUACCAGCGCGCCAAUCUAUUUCUUGUUUGCGAGGCGAAAAAAUGUCGCCGCGGCCAUCGUACCAACAGCUACACCAGCAGCAGCAGCAGCAACAGCAGCAGCGGCAGCAGCAAAACCGGCAGAAUCAGUCGUGACACGCGAUGCUGCCGUCGUUUCGGUUAGCCGACAGCGAGGGCAGCAAUUAGAGAGCGGGCAACGACAACAACAACAGCAGCGGCAACGACGACAGACAUAGCAAAAUGUUAGCGAAAUAACAGGCAAGAAAAUCAGGUCCGAUACGGCCAUAGCGAGAAGCAGUAGCAGAGAGAGUAAAUGGCUUUUCAAUGAGAAAGUCACUGGAUUUUAUUUACGUGGUCGGUGUCUGGUAGCUUACUUUUACUGGUGAUGGUUUGGUGCUGCGCAUGUGCGUCUAUUGAGCAACUAAAGUGCUGAGUGAAAAAUAUCUGCUCGUAUAGACUAUCUCGGAACAGGUUCAAGCUUUGAAGAGCUCGCCUUCUCGCUUCCUUCUUCUUCUGAUUGUUAUUAAAUCUUUUUAUCAUCUCUUGUCUGAUGCUGUUGGCGCUUUCCUCUUUCCUUUGUAUUGUCCGUACCUAGAGACUCUUUAUUUCCUUGCCGCACUCGUGCAUGUAUACAGAGAAACUGUGUGUUUCUGCAGCAGCAGCAGUAGCAGUACGGAGUGCCGCAACGACGGUCAGCAGUAUUUUCAUGGAAUCUUAACCGAUGAGCUGCUAUCGGUGCAUCUCCAAUUGAAUGAACGAGAAAAUUCGCAAAGCUGGGAUGUGAGCGGGCUUCGUUUCUGGCAUUUUGUAUGUUUUGGUGAGUGUGGAAUGUGAAUACGUCUUUGCGUUUGUUUGGUGCGGCUGUUCACAGGUGGAAGGUAUUUAUCAGUCAUUUUUUUCUUGCUUACCUGUCAACGGUGGGCAUCUCGCAUGAAUAAUAGAAUGUAGAGCAGGGACGAAUUCGCUGUCAAAGUGGUGGUGAUAGCUGUUGUUUGGGUGUGUAGCAGGAGGUGAGGCCCAGGCCUAGCGAAGAGUGACAAUCGUUUUAUGAAAUAGUAGCACCAGUUGGAGCGGGCACAAAAGGAACUUCAGGGAAACUGGGAGGGAAAAAAAAAGAAAAGGGGACUUUUUUGACUUGAAACGAUGUAUCCUUCACAGGUUAAAAUCCAUGUUGUUGGUCAUCGUUGUUACUGUCGUUGAGAGCAUCAAGAUAUAUUCCUAUCCGUGAGGUCUACCGCAAUGGAAGUGCAGGAUAUUUCCGUUGCCCUAUAGCCACCUGGAAUGCGGUGUUUUUUCAUCAUCUUGCUGCACGUCGCUUUGCUCAUCAGUGUUUCAUCGUGUAGAUCGCUCGGCGUGAGCGUCUAGGAGUGCUGUUCAGAGAAAAAGGUUAUCAGAACCCUGUUGCACACCAUAACUGCGACGAAAUUAGCAAGCGUUGCGAUACAUAGAAGAUUUGAUAGCUCAUCGAAUGGGAUAGAAAAAUGUAUUCUUUCUCCACAAAGAACAAGACAGGAUAAACGACUUCGACCACGAAGGUAUAUACGAAAACUGAGACAUUUCGACAAGAGCACAUGAAAAUUGUUGUCGAAACCAUCGGCAACAACAGAAAGUAUUGUUUUGUCAUUUUCGAGAAUAACGAACGAACAGAAAGCAAACAGCAAGAAAAAAUGUCGGCUUUAAGUGAUCUCAUUAACAGCGAUGCGGUAAAGCAUCUUUUGAGCGGGUCUUGGGACGGCUCACCGGUGACAUACAUGGCCAAAUUUGAGAUGGAACGUCGUCCCUUGGUUUGUCCUUUACUCCAGCGACUCGACCUGCCUGAUCGAAGCGUCAUAAUGAUCCAGCCUUUGAAACGAAGUUCGCAGCGCUGCGGAGGCGGGGGUGGAAACAUGAUGCGAUCUAAAAGCUCGGGCUCAUCGACGCUGUACAUCGACGAUGACGACUCGCUUGAGGAGACUGGUGGAUGUCUCGCCGAUCUGACAGGCUGUCCUUUCGAAUGGACCCCUGGCGGGCUCAACACGCAUUCCAUGAGUCUCCUCGAAUCUCCCCCAUAUGAUUCUCAGAUAAAUUCCCCAUGCACUCCGAGCGUGCCGCCGUCCUCAUAUCUCCCCGAUAGAAGUGCGGUCGCUAACGGGGUUUCAGGUGGUGGCAACUCGGAACAGAUGGUCCUCUAUAGUAGAGUAGCAGGUGCAGUUGCUGGAGUACCCGCAGUAUCGUCCUCGGGCGUAAGCGGUGGUACGUUCUACGCCUCACCGCUGCGACCCCUUCCCGCAGAUGAAGCCACUUCGGUCCUCAAUUCGUUGAGCAGCGUGCUGGCCAACUCUGUCGCUUCCACACCCGAUGGACCACCCAGACAGGUUCCGCCGGUGUGGAUUCCGUGCGAUGGUGCCGACCCACAGUAUACAGCCUUUCUUGGCCAACAUCGAGCCGAGGGAGUCGCAUCUAGAGUGGUCGUCACAUGCCGCGGACCCGUUGAGUCAAAAGAUUUGCCGACAUAUGGGUGCAUUUUACGAAAGCAUUUCUGGGGUCUGUCCCAGCACCACUGCCACACGACUACUCAGCUCUCCUCUCGCUACGACGUCCUUAACAUCUAUUCGCUUUCCGAGCCCCGAUUUGCUUCGAGCGCCAAUGACAUCAUGCAGAUUGACUGUUGCUGGAACGGUCGGGCAACCCAUUUAUUGCAAGCCCCUGUGAUCGAUGCUGUGUGCCAUUUGACGGUACAGAUUUCGCCAGGCAACGAGAAGUCGCCAUGUCGGUCCAUUUUCAAGGAACUACAGCAUAUGCAGAAUCUCGUCAGUUGCCUAAGUUCAGGCGAAAUGGCGUGGCAGAAAGACUUUUCUUUCCCCCCCUUUAUGGAGAAAAUUAAAAAUCUUUGCAAGAGUGCGCGGGUAGGCGUUAUUCGUCCAACAAAUAAUGUUAAACAAUCAGCACUUGACGCUGCUUGGGACAUGGCCGAUUUUAAUAUCUGUCUUGAAACUGUCGUUGCCUCAAAAAGGCAGCCGGUUGAUUUCACUGAUGAACUGUGGACAAUCAUCUAUGGGUGCGCCAACUAUCAAGAGCUCAAGGACGCUCUGUCGUACGUCUUCAGUCAAGUGUCGAGUGGCCAAAUCAAACCGUACGUAGCGCCGAACAAUCACACACAGAUGGCGCAAGUGCUACGUGAUAUGUCCGCACAACUCUGUUCCGAACCGACGUUACAAGGCGUCACGCCGUUAACGCUUGUUGCUGAGAUGGGUCUCCAAAAGUUGCAGCGAGAUUAUUUGCACAUAUUCAGCGGUCUCGAGCUCGCCAGUGCUGAGCAGUUGGCGCCAUUCUUCCGCGGAGCAGGACCUCUACGAUCAUUUCCCGACCUCGGCACAGCUGUCAACGAGCUUCUUCGGGUGCAGGGCGUCCUCGAUAUGGUCAUGUUGUGCAAAACGAACUUGCAUCUGCCCAUUCAUUAUCUGAGCGGCUACGCUCGCGAAGCACUCAAACAGUUGCAGGCCCAAUCGCAGAUAGAGACGCGACCAUCGACGCAACCGGCGCUGCCAAUUCCUGCGCCAGCGCCCUUGGCGCCUUCUUUUUUUGGGCAUCGGUUUCGCUUCCCACUAAAGGUUGCACUCGUCCGAGCUAUCCUCGACUCAUUACCGCCAUCCGAGUGGACGGCCUCGAUUAAGAGUCGGCAAGGCGCCUACGCGGCGCACACUAUUACGCACAUCUCACAACGGGCCCCAUUUAAUCAUCUGACGAGGGACACAAGCUACGAGGCGCACUACAGUCCUCGAGAUCCAGACUAUUUUUGUACCCUCGUGAACUGUACACAAGACAAGCUCCGAUGAGUGUAACCUCAGCCUCGCACAGACGCAGUGCUCCCCAACAGCAUUUCUAUAUCCAAUCUCAUUCCCUUUGGUCUGUCUCCCCGACCCCUCGCCUAGCCUCAGCCCCACGUAUCUCUCUUCCCGCCAAUGCCUUUGUAUCCUUUCUGCUUUAAAUCUUUUCGCUAUACCAAUUUUUUGCGGUACUCUUACAAAUACAAUUUGUGGAUAGAUGGUUUAGUCAGCUAGCAAUACACAUAGAGCACAGUAAUGCAUUUGUCUUUAUCGGUUAAGUAGGCUUGUCUACCGGCCCAUUUUUCACCCAUAUUUGUAGGUGAUAGGAACAUGACACAAGUGACCAGACGUUUAUAUGUCUCAGAAGUGCAUGCUUAUACAUCUAAAAGCUACAAAAUUUCUUGUGACGAUUUUCACUCGGCUUUUUUUUCCUAUAUUCUACAUAUCGAUGUUUACUUAGCCAUUUUUUUCAAAGUUGUGUUUUAGCCUUUACCUCCUAUCGAAUAUGUCUAAAACCGCUCGUUACACGCAAUAUAAGCACGAUCUGCCUCAGCUGGUCGGUUGGGUAGAUGUAUAAACUCCGUCCCCACCAGUGCGAAUACUGCUGCUGUUUUGUAGAAGCGAUUGGUUGCUUCAAUCAGGUUGUAUCUAUCUUUUUCAUCUUAUUUCUGCAACGAAUAUUCGCUUGUAUUUUCCGAAAGACAUCUACUUUUGUCAGCCAAACUAAAUCAAUAUCCUUCUGUACACAAAUUCCCGCCUCAACAAUUAACACCAUACAAUGAUGAAUCUCUCUAAAUCUACAUCCAUUACUAGAAGUAGCUGUUGUUGUUGCGAAGACAAGUGCUCAUGCGAACCCCGCCAAGGUCACGUUGAAAUAAGGAUUUGGACCAAGCUAUCGACUGAUGUUGGAUGCAAGGUAACGGAAAACCAAAACAUGGAGCGAGCGAGGACCGUGUCCUAUUUACCAGUAUUUAGAUAGACAUUGACCUUCGGUGGGGUCGGGAAGCGGAUCGUGCCGGAGCAGAAAAGAAUGAAUUGUUUAAAAUCAAAGUUCAAACAAAUCAAGAACAAGUACAUAUUAGAAAACAAAUUUACAAAGAUAUAGAAACGAAACAACUAGGGACACGCUAGUAAACGCCGGUGAAAAUAUAAUAACAUGACAAAGAAAAACACGGCGUACGCCAAAUGGCCAUCAUACCCCAAACAUGCAAAAUCUGUCGUCAUAAAUGACCUGAUCGUUGAAAAAUUGAGUAUUAACAAGGCGUGAGUAUAAUUUUCUGAGUUGAUUAGUCUAUAAAAUCAUAGUGAGAUCGGGUGUGAUGUCCCUCAGGAUUCGAACUAACCAUCUUUAUUCUCGAGAAACGUGGAGAAAGAAACAGCUUCAACCUAAAAGGUGAUCUGAGGAAGUGAUGUUUGGGUUGUGAGUACUGUAUAACAUUGAGUGAGAUACAAGAAACGACAACGGAAAGUACUUGCGUAAAACUUUUUGCAUAAAACUGAAUUUAUAAGGCGAAAACGAAAAGACGUCGCCACCAUGAUGAACCAUGACAAGUUAGAUAGGAAAAGUACGAUAUGUUACGAAAAAAAGUUGUACUUGAGAUGUCUGAAGUCUCGUCAUAGUCUCCUUUCUGUUAACUGCACAUACGCGUAUGUAUUUGGUAUCAGGUAAGAUUCUUAGCUCAUGCGCGGUUGAUUCGUCGGUACAGUAAACCUAUCGUCCCAAGUAUAGCGAUGGCCCGUCAUUGCCGUUAUAAUUCACUUCAAUGCAUGAUGCAGGCCUACAGUUGACAGCGUCCAUAGUCCUGCUUCGAAGGGCUCCACGCUCGAAACGUUGCGUAGGUAUGGGAACGGCUGACGCAACGAUCUAUCCUAGAAGUGAUAGAAAGUACUACUAACGUUGUAGCGAAUUAUGACUGUUCUACAACGUGCAGAAUCGUUAUGAGAUGUUAAUGUAAAUGGAAACAUUUCAAUAAAUGUAAACAAUUUUUCUGCGCGGAGCGUUUACCAGCAGGUUAUAAAGGUCACUGUAAUUCUGUUCUAAACGAGCCCUUAGGGAUACUUUGCUCUGAAAGUUUAUCCGUGCACACAUGCUUAUAGCUAAGCUAAUGAGGACAAGUACACGAGUGGAAACAAUUACGGAAGAUCGAAUGACUUUGAGUGAAUGGCGUUUAUUCACUCGUUGUUAUAGGCGGGUAAAUCUGGGCACGGGGUCGUAUAAUGGAGUUGCAUAGAGCCUUUAAACGGGUGAAUGAAUCUGAUAAAUUUUGAUUUAAACUUUAAGAUGAACUUGAACUAAGAAAAUUUACCUGACAACAGAGAGAAUAUUACCACUAUGUGACAAUGUCAGGGUUGUUUCCGCGUUAUAAUGUGCUUGCGUUAUGUAUAUCAUGUGUGUUGUUAUGUCAUAUAAUAAAAUGGUACCGAAUGAGAUGAUUUUUGUACACGUACAUAAAAAUCGCAAGCAUAAAAUGCAAUGCUGUUAUACAAAUCGACCGUUACUGAUAAUAACAAUAAUAAUAAUAAGGACGUUGUGCGUCAAAUGGAUGAAUAUCGCAAGUUGUGGUGGCAGUUUUACCAUCAGUAGCAGUGAAAAUAGACAAAAGUUUUUCUCGGCGGAACUUUGUCUCAUUGUAUUACAACGAAAACGUAUAAAAUGAUGAUUUACAGUGAUAUAAUUAGCGCCGUUAAAUAAUAGAGUUUGUGGUUUGGGCGCAAUGUUCUGACGACGUUUAUUGGCAUCUGAUUUAGUGUGUACGUUUUUAGGUCUAACUGGUUACUGCACAUGGACUUAUUCUAGGUUUCUCGCACUUUCGUCAUUUAUAGCCUACAGUUAGGUUUUAACAGCCUUAACAUUAUUCAUGUUAAUGAUCUCUGUCAUUAGAAUCCCACUAGUUUAUGAGCAUCUUAACAUCCGGUGACAAUGUGAUAACAAUAAAUCGAGCGUGAUAACCGCUGGUGGUUCAAGGACUUGGGAGAUCCGUCUCAGCGCUGCCACUAAGCCACUCACUAGGUUGUACAAGCCGAGAAAACAUGUUGAAUGUCAUUAACAAAAUAUAGAUCGUAUUAUUUUAGCUGUUAUUUUCGUUCUGUUCGUAACGGACCCGCUUUUUUGUUCCUUUCGAAAUUAUUCUUGGGAUAGUUCUUCGUCGCCAGAGGACGCUUCUAUACGACAAUCGUUUGCAAGUACCCGUACACUGUCCUUCUAAAUGUGCGUAAUUAACAAGACGACCACACAGUUUUUUUGUUCGACAAACUGUACGAUUGCAAAGUAGUUUCGUACGAAAAUAUUAAUUUCUCGUAGAGAAAGAAGCGUAUUGCAACUAUUGUGUUAGAAGUUUUUUUUUGCUAAAAGCAAUAACUCUCUGACGUUAACAGUGGAUUAGUAACAUGUAGUGUUUCUGUAACCAUGAUAUGUAAACCGUUGGUUCUCUACUUGCAUUUAGGCGUUCGAUUCUUACGCGUUUCUUAUUCGAACUAUUAAAUUUUAUGUAAGUAUAGUUAUGACGUUACGACUUGGCUAAUUUACCUAUUUUAUUGAACCGUCUGUCCGUAUGUCUCAUGUCGGGCUAAUAUAUAACAUUAUUCUUAAAGACCUAUUGUCUAAUUGGAUCGAUGUAAUUACACUAUCUAUCUUGUACAAUUCAUAUAGCACAAAUAUGCACGACUAUGGACAUAAAAACCUAGAAGCAGCACGAGGAUAUGUAGUAUAGGAUCGUUAUGUUGACGUCAAUCGCGUUAUCAGAUCUGUUGAAACUUAGUGACAAGACACUUCGAUAGGAAAUAGAAUCGAGCGCCCCGCGCAACCUUUUUACCGUUUUCAUAUGAUUGUAAGCAAUGGUUAUAAUAGUAACGCUGUCGAUGACGAUGCCGAAGUCACUUGCUGAGCGCAUCUUGCAAAGUGUGAAUCAAACGAAAGACUAGAUGUUCAACCACCUAGUACAUGUGUAUAUCUAGCAACAAUACAGAAGUUUGUUUUGCAUCUGUUAAAUACUAUUCAAACAAUAGUGGAUUCUUCUCUAGGGAAGAUGAUGUAUAUAUCUAAUAGAUGAUAGUCGAUACUCGAACAGGAUGACAGUAAUGUCUGAACGCUGCUACUCAGACGCCGACGGCGACCACAGUAUAACUGCAUGAAACAACAGAAAUUCGCGUAUCAAGCACCGCUUGUGUUCUAUCCUAAGCAAACGAACAGAUGAACGGAUAAUAAAUCAUUUCCAUUAUAAUGACUAUAAUAAUGGCUGUACAGGCAAUAAUUAGCUAUGAUAAUGUAUGGCAAUUAUCAUAACGCCAAGAGGGGCAAAUAUCCAAUACGUCGGCCAUCGUUAAUCUAUAUCAUUUUGUCUCAACAGUAGCCAUAUCGACAUGGUUAGAGCUUAGAUUGCUACACUAUUGUUAUUAUAUUAUUUAUUAAAAUACUAGAUUAUUUAUAAAAAAAAAAAACAAAUGUAAACAUUGAAUAUAAUAAUAAACUCUGGAUGAACUACAUGCUGAAAUAAGGUUGAUAGCCGCGACGAUAGCGAAGCUCGACAUGAAUGGGCGCUCGUUCCCUGAGCGUGCGCGUUCAAGUCAAUGGUAACUCUGAUAAUGACUGGACCAACAUGAUUUGGCCAAGAGGCAGAGAUUAUCGGUUCUAUGACCACGUAUAUGCAGAGUCCUGUGUGUCCGUUCGAUUGAAUUCUACGCUGGUCGGAACAGAGAGUCGUUAUUGUUUACAGUCGCAAAAUUCGUAUGACAGCUUCUAACAUUUAAACGUUCAAGUUUGGGGCCAGUGGUGGCAUUGCGUUCGAGUUUUGAUCCAUUUAAACCAGUUCUACGCGUCCAAAGAGCACAAGCAUCGCUGAUUAGGAAAAAAAAAACGCUAUACCUUGGCUGAAACGUAGAAUGAAGGAGAAUUCUAAGCGGAUAAUAGCAAGGGGUCAGAAUGCAUCAGCUUAAUGAAUACACACACCUGUGGGCUUUGAAUCAAGCAAUAAUAAUCAACGGGCAAUUAGCUAGGAACAACGUGAGGGAUACCGUUACAGGCUAGUCAUCAGUCGCAGGACUUGACAUCGCCGGUGAAGGUGCCACGUAGCGAAUUUGCUCCCGUUCAUAAGGUAUCGAGAACUCAGAUCAAUUGUUGUCACCUAUUUAGUCAGACUGUCUUCCGCAAAAAACUGAAUAGGAUAGAAAUACGCCAGCUAGUUAACUAGGUUAUCUCACAACUGAGCAUAGCUCGAAAACGGUUACGAUAGGGAUCAUCAAGAGACAACUGAGCGCGUAGGAAAUAAUCACUUUGUAACUAAGCAGCUUUGAGAAGCAAGGUAGCACUUAGAGAACAGUCGAUUCUCUGACAUCGGGCAACGCAUUACGGGAGAAUCUUUCUUCCGUUCUGCCCGAACUAAGAUCUAUACUAAACUUAGAAGGUGCCAAGUAUUUGAAUGCCGGUGGAGUUUCAUAGUAUUGCAUUGUUUGUCGGUUGAGACAUAAACGCUGAUUCAAGCUAACUAACACACGACAUUAUACUUAGAACAAAGUUUUUAAUCAGGUAUUGUGGCGACUGUACGACCGAGUCUAUUCGUACUCCGCGCGUUUGGGGGUCGCGUCAGAUCGAUUUGUAUAUAUGGCAUUGCUAAUUAUGGAGGCACUUUUACUGAUUAAUCACCACCGUUCAAAGAUCUCCGAAAGCUGUUCAAAUCAUUGCUGGAACAGUUUCUUUUUGAAGAUAUUAGCUAAGGAAUGUGUGCAUAAAUAAUUGGAUACUUGAUAUUCUCAAUGGCGAUUGUUAGGCCUCGUCCAAGGCUCCCCUGUCAAAAUGUAAAAUGGCUCGAAAUAUUGCUACUAAUCGCUAUGAAGUUCAUCGUGUCGGCCUUGGUAUUUUUCAUGCAUCAAAGCCAUACGAUAUCGAUGAAGGAUCAAUGUCAAAACGACAUUCAAACGAGUCUAGCUUCUGAGAGCAUUGAUUUGAAAAUAUCAUGAUGAUUUUUGCACCAGUGAAUUCUUGAGCUAUGUCUAAGCAAAUCAUCAAAGCUUUGCACCAAAAAAUAUAGACGCUUUUUCGUCAAUUGGAAACAAUUUUUUUUUUUUGCCUAUCUAGGGCCUUCCUCUGUCACAACUCUGUCAUAACAAUGCCCAAUUUUUAACACCAAAAAAAAUAGCGACAGUUUAAUGAGAAUAGCAAAUUCAGUAUCGGAAAAGAAUAUCCGAUGUAGACUGAAGAAUGCGCAUGCCCACGUUCGCUCAGGUGAUGUGCUCAGCUGCUUGAAAGGCGGAACAAUAACCAGAUCUCGGAUCAGUAAAAGCACAUUAUACGAACUAAGAGUUGACGUAACGUCUGUAUAGAAAAACGGUAGAAAAGACAGUGACACAGCGAAACAUGACAAAACGAUAGUUCGCUGUGUAGCGUGAAUAGCGUACACGUGCAAUGAGCGUUCCAUGACGGAACGAUGAAAACAGAUUAAGCGGGAUGAUACGCCGGGGCUGCGGAGGCGGUAGCGUUCGAGAUCCAUCUCGCUAACAGGGGAUCAACGAGCUCUGCUCAAUGCUCACGCGCUGUGAUACCGUCAAGAUUUGUGUGUGAUUCCGUAUGCACGUCGGAGAAGUCGGGCGAAAGUUUAUUCAAUUCGCAAAAGCUUGUAUAUUCGAUCAGAAAGUGACUUUAAAACAGCAUCUCAAAUCAAAUAUCAAUAGCAAUAAGCGGUUAUAAUAAUAACAAUGGCUCCUGAUGAUAGUUGUGCUGCUACAGAUAUUAGCCACAAAUAUUUUUAAUGGGAAUCUUCUCUAGGCUGGCAUCAGUACUCAGACGUUCCUAAUAUGAAAUGAAGUUCUGCUCAUGCGUCUUGAAUGCUAAAAUAGCUCGAGUCGUAUCUGCUGUUCCCCUCAGGAACAUGGAUGUGUUUAUGGUGCAGCUUAAACAUAAACUGGAGCCAGUUCGAUGGUUUAUUAAGUACUCAGUGGGAAAGGAUAUUAUACAUUGGAUUUUAAUAGGCAAAGGCAGACAGCGAGGAAAAAUGGAAAACCUCUUCUUUCGUUAGAGGUGUAAACGCAGAUAACAUCUACAACAACGUACUGCAAUAUAACUGACUGAACAUACCAUUGUUCAAACUAUAAUUGUAUAUAAGAACCUAUAAUAGAUUACUAUAUAUAUAUAUAUAUACAUAUGAUAAUGCCGAUGCAGACGACAGUAAUCAAUUGUUAAAACAUUCAAAGAAUUAUAAUUAAUUAUAGCACUACUACUUGAAUCAUUUAUUAUAUGUAGUACGUAGCGUAUACAAUACUCAUUAAGUGCGAACAAUCGCGCAUACCGUAUUUUUCUCUCUACUGAAAAUCGAACAGAGACGAACUUUUAAUUAUAUUAUUAUUAAUGUUCGAGGCGAAUUGUGACGCAUUUUCUGAUACAAAGGACGAGUAUAAAGGGUAGUGACCAGACUUGCAACCCGGUUGAACUACCGCCUGGGCGUAGGAUACGCCUACGUAAUUUGCAGAUGAUCUACAUAGGCGUGGCGUAAGGCUGACGGGAACGCAAAAAAUGCAUGCAAGAGGCCGUGUUUACGGAAGGUGACGAGAGUGGUGCGGGGUCCCGCCGCAUGCAACGAGAUCUAGCGUAAGCUUUGAACGGUUUUCGAAGUUCAUGAAUGAUUGACAAUAAGUCAAACGAGGACCUACGCGGCAUAGUUUUAUGAGUGAUUAUUUGAGUCAGGGUACGGUCACACCGAUUGACGUCGCAACGCUAAAAGGAACUAAUUACCUCCAUAUCCUCCUAUUGUUCAUCAAUGGUAUUUGAUAAAAUACCUAAAUCGACUUUAGACCUGUCCGUGACCGAUUAUUUGCAAAGUCACAAUAAAACUGGACGGUGCUUACGUAUUAUAGACUCAGUAUAGAACCAAGCAAUCAGUAGUCACAAAUGUACAAAAUCGUACACUAAACGACAGAAAGAAAGAAAGAAAGAAAAUUGACAAAAUCAUUGUUGUUAUUCAAUAGGUCUAAUGAUUGCGGCAGACGUAAGUUUACAUGGAAAUUCCCUAAAAGUACAUAAGUUUUUCAGCAGUUAAAAAAAAUAUACUCAGUCAUCAGGAAGGGUGGAUGUGUGCAAAUGAUUUGAUGUAUUUAUCUCGCUAGUUUUUUUUUCUCUGAUUGUUGCUUGAGAAUAAAACGAAUGGAUAUAUUAGAAACGAAGUGGAUAGAAGUAGCACGAUUGACAGGACACUUACGCAGGUGCACGAGAUGAUAUUUACAUCAGUGAGCGGCACCAACCAAAAAACAUGGCUGUAACUAACUCGCUAAUGGCGCGUCCUCGAUGGUGUUUAAGUGACGUUAGAAAUAUACACCAAUUAGAUAAACGGUGCGCUGUAAAUUAUCAGGCUAACGACUGGAUGAACGGGACGAAAGUGCGUGCGUUCGGGUAGGAGAUCUAAUCCUUGCAAAUAACCCCUCAGUAAUACGCUAGUAGAGAUCAUAGCGGAUAAUAAUUACGAUAACCCUAGGACAGGAGGAUAAAAUAGGACAAAGUAUACCAUACCAUAACAUCAGAGAAAAAUAAUCACCUGUUAAUUGUAUGGUAACAGCAAAAGACUACGCGAGCAACUAUAAGAGACAGUGCGUGCAGAUGACUGAAUAACUGAUAAUUGCAAAACCAAUGAUGAGAAUCCAACAUAUUCAUUGGCUGGCUACGAAAUUGACGAAAAGAUGCAUCAACCUUCUGCUGAAUUCAUCGUUGUGAGUGUUUACGCUACCAGGUGGCAACGGCUACGCUGAAAACUCCUGGUGAAAAUAGUAUAGGAUAAUCGUUACCGAGAUUGCUACAGCUGUAUAGCUAUCUAUCGUUACAUAUGGCUCCAUCACCUGUAUAUUGGACCUGAUAUGAAGGAAAAAGGUUUUGAGAUGCAAAUGAAAAAACCGAAUAAUGGCAAAUACAUGAAUAGUACAGUCAUGGACACGUUCGACAGGUCGACGUAGGCAAAGGUUGGGAGAAUGGGGCACGCGGACAAGCAAAGUCUAAUGAAGACGCGAUCGACUGUCACAAUGUGACGAUCCGCCCACUGUAGGAACUAGCACGAGCUAGCUAAGCUAGCAAGGUCUCGCAUUGCUCACCAAUAUGUGUCGUCGGCACCGUUUAUGCUAAUCCUAUUGAUGGCGAGACUACACAGAACUGAGUGGGAAAACGUAGACCAUUUCCUAUAGUAGACAAUGCUAAAUGAAGAUCUGCGAAUAAAGUUGGGAUUUAAGUAGUAGUCGAUAUACAACGAGUAAGAAACACCCGGCGACGAAGGAAUAAUAAAGUAGUCAUAAUAAUAAAAAUUAUAAUAGUAACAAUAGUUAGAAAAAAUUAAAUGGAAAGUUAUUAUAGUAGACAUGAAGUAAUAACGAUUAUGAAAGAGGAAGAGGAUUAUGAGGAGAGAGAUGAUACUAAUGAUAAAACAAAUUAAUAGUAAUCAUGUAAAGCUAAUAAGAAUAAAUAAAAU
Varroa destructor (honeybee mite) is the source of this 14338-nucleotide messenger RNA. It is a transcript of the gene Zwilch, whose product is annotated as zwilch kinetochore protein. Gene Ontology annotation, cellular component: RZZ complex. NCBI's taxonomy places the organism in Eukaryota, Metazoa, Arthropoda, Arachnida, Mesostigmata, Varroidae. The record is from RefSeq and is a predicted model, not a curated record. Gene Ontology annotation, biological process: protein localization to kinetochore; mitotic spindle assembly checkpoint signaling.